This is a messenger RNA of Sceloporus undulatus (fence lizard), 1855 nucleotides long. Its product is annotated as zinc finger protein 239-like. The record is from RefSeq and is a predicted model, not a curated record. Gene Ontology annotation, biological process: central nervous system development; regulation of transcription by RNA polymerase II. Gene Ontology annotation, molecular function: DNA-binding transcription factor activity, RNA polymerase II-specific; RNA polymerase II cis-regulatory region sequence-specific DNA binding. NCBI's taxonomy places the organism in Eukaryota, Metazoa, Chordata, Lepidosauria, Squamata, Phrynosomatidae. Bases 1 to 708 code for a protein of 235 amino acids. The transcript has a single exon. Gene Ontology annotation, cellular component: nucleus.
AUGGAAUGUGGGAAGAGCUUCAGUGUGAGUGGACAUUUAAGUUCACAUCAAAGAACCCACACAGGAGAAAAACCAUAUAAAUGCAUGGAAUGUGGGAAGAGCUUCAGUCAGCAUGGACAUCUAAAUUUACAUCAAAGAUCCCACACAGGGGAGAAACCAUAUAAAUGCAUGGAAUGCGGGAAGAGCUUCGGUCGGCAUGGACAUCUAAGUUCACAUCAAAGGACCCACACAGGGAAAAAACCAUACAAAUGCAUGGAAUGUGGGAAGAGCUUCAGUGAGAGUGGAAAUCUACAUAAACAUCAAAGAUCCCACACAGGGGAGAAACCAUAUAAGUGUAUGGAAUGUGGAAAGAGCUUCAGUCAGAGUGGAACUCUACAUAUACAUCAAAGAACCCACACAGGGGAGAAACCAUAUAAGUGUAUGGAAUGCGGGAAGAGUUUUAGUGGCAGUGGAAAUCUACGUUUACAUCAAAGAUCCCAUUCAGGAGACAAACCAUAUAAAUGCAUGGAAUGCCGGAAGAGCUUCAGUCAGAGUGGACAUCUAAGUUCACAUCAAAGGACCCACACAGGGGAGAAACCAUAUAAAUGCAUGGAAUGUGGGAAGAGCUUCAGUCGGAGUGAAUAUCUCAGUUCCCAUCAGAGGACUCACACAGGGGAGAAAAUGUACAAAUGUAUGGAAUGGACUGCCAGGAAGAGAAUGGAAGACUGAGCGAGUGAGGGCCCUUUAACAUCUUGCCCCCUCCUCCAGCCCUGGACCACCUCAGCUUGAGCAUUGGCCCAUAAAGCUUCGGGCAAUACUAAGAAGUACAUUUCUUGUUGCUAAUUUUUAGUCUCCCUCUUUUUCCGGAUAUUAGAUUGUAGUCUUUUAUUGUAAUUCCUUAACUGCAAUGUUGUAACUUGUUAUGCUGUAUUCCCUUUAUUAUUUCAUUGUUUAUUGGCAUCUGUUUGUUAUUUUUUGGAAUGAGAUGUUGGAAAUGGGGAGUUCUUUUUGACAAUUAUUGAUUUGAAUGUAAGCAUUAGUGUUAGGCUUUUGUUAUUAUUGAAUUGUUACAAUAUUACUAUUAUUAUUGUGUUUUUGUAUGUAUUGCCAUGUUAUAUUUGUUUAUUAUCUUAUGUUUAUUGUUAUUGUUUAUUGCUAUUGCUUUGUGUUUCCCUACAGUUGUAAGCAGCCCGGAUUUACAGUGAUUGGGCGGGAUAUAAAUAAAUCAUAAUAUCAUACAGGAAAUUACAAAAGUAAAAUUAUCUAUGGUACCGGAGUUGUAUUUACUUAAUAUGACUACAUUUUUGGGUGACGAGGCUGAAAAGAAACAUUGGAAAACAAUGUUGUAUUUUGUAAUGGCUGCUAGAAUACUCCUAGCUAAAUAUUGGAAAAUUAAUAAAUAAACAAAUAUAGAUGAAUGGAUACAAAAAUAUUGGAAAUAAAGGAGAUGGAUAAAUUAACUGCAUUAUUGAAAAAAUGAAGAUUAUGAAGAUCAUAUUUGGACAAGUUUUGAAGAGUAUGUAAAUAAGAACUGGAAAACAAACUCCAGAGUAUGAAAUAUCAGAAAUAAAUAAUGGGAAUUCAUGUGUUAAAUAAUGGGAAUUCAUAAUAAGGGAAAGAAGGCUUGAUAUUGAUGUAUAUGUUGGUAUAUUAAUAUAUCAGUUAUAUAAACAGCAUAUUGAUACAAAAUGAAUGUAGGAUUAAAAAUAUAUGUAUGGAAAAACGAAGAGUUAUAACACAAUAGGAGUUUAACAUUGCAAGUUAAAAAGAUACAAAUAAGGUAGGGACAGCAAGGGUGAAUGUAAGUAGAUAUUAAUUAUAUUUCUGUACUUAAGAUCGGUAACAGUUGAAGAAGAUGAAAAUGGAAAAUAAUGAA